AUGGCUAUCUCUCUCGAAGGAAUCGGAGAAACCGACCUCAAGCGCUUUGCCAGCUGCUGGCUCAACAGCAGCAUGCAGUGUAAUUGGGAUGGAGCAGCGGCAACCUUCGAUCCAGAGGGCAAGUCCAAGCUCGCUUCAUUCAAGACGGUCACCAGCAAGGCUGGCAAGAAGUACGGCGGAGGCGGAGGCGAUGGUGGCAACGGCGACGGCACUCCAAAGAAGGCCGCCGGCGGUAAGCGCAAGAAAGCUGCAGGAGAGGAUGGCGAGGGCACUACCAAGAAGAAGAUCAAGGGGGCUGGUAAGAGCAAGAAGUCUGAGGAGACCGUCAAUGAAGAAGAUGACGGCCUGACAGUCAAGAGCGAGGCUUCUGCCGGUGAGGAGGAUUAG
Molecule: messenger RNA, 387 nt
Organism: Pseudocercospora fijiensis CIRAD86
Lineage: Eukaryota; Fungi; Ascomycota; Dothideomycetes; Mycosphaerellales; Mycosphaerellaceae
Exons: 3
Coding region: 1-387 (128 amino acids)
Source: RefSeq, a predicted model, not a curated record